This is a messenger RNA of Cololabis saira (Pacific saury), 6501 nucleotides long. RefSeq names its product ATPase sarcoplasmic/endoplasmic reticulum Ca2+ transporting 3 (gene atp2a3). The record is from RefSeq and is a predicted model, not a curated record. Gene Ontology annotation, biological process: calcium ion transmembrane transport; intracellular calcium ion homeostasis. The coding region runs from base 239 to 3253 and encodes 1004 amino acids. NCBI's taxonomy places the organism in Eukaryota, Metazoa, Chordata, Actinopteri, Beloniformes, Belonidae. Gene Ontology annotation, cellular component: membrane. Gene Ontology annotation, molecular function: ATP binding; P-type calcium transporter activity; ATP hydrolysis activity. The transcript is spliced from 21 exons.
UGGAGAUGAAGCACCAGCCGCGGAGGAGCAACUGAAGGACGACAGAGCCCCAAACCGCGGAUACGGGUUUCUUCAGGGGGGGAAAGCAGGUAUCCGAGCCGCGCCGACAUCCAUCGUUGGAGAUUACCGCUGUUUUCCAGCGUGCCAUCCGAGCACAGCGCACCCCCUCCGGCUGCCACCACUCACCACUCCACUACAUGCAUUUCUGACCUGAUCCAUCCAAGUCCCGUCCACCAACAUGGAAAAUGCGCACACUAAGUCCGCUGCUGAAGUUUUGGACAACUUCGGCGUGAACGAGAACACCGGGCUGACUCUGGAGCAGGUCAAGAUCAAUUUGGAGAAAUAUGGACCGAACGAGCUGCCAGCCGAAGAAGGCAAGUCCUUGUGGGAGCUGGUGGUGGAGCAAUUUGAAGACCUCCUGGUCAGGAUCCUGCUGCUUGCUGCCUGCGUCUCCUUCGUCUUGGCUCUGUUUGAAGAGGGAGAGGAGACGACCACCGCCUUCGUAGAGCCUCUUGUUAUUCUUCUUAUCCUCAUUGCCAACGCUGUCAUUGGGGUCUGGCAGGAGCGGAAUGCUGAAAAUGCCAUUGAGGCCCUGAAAGAGUACGAACCAGAGAUGGGGAAGGUGUACCGCAUGAACCGCAAGGCCGUGCAGAGGAUCAAAGCCAGAGACAUUGUCCCUGGAGACGUAGUGGAGGUGGCAGUUGGUGACAAAGUGCCUGCUGACAUCAGAGUGACUUCGAUAAAGUCCACCACACUGCGAGUGGAUCAAUCCAUCCUUACAGGGGAGUCUGUUUCUAUCAUCAAACACACUGACCCGGUACCUGACCCCAGAGCUGUCAACCAGGACAAAAAGAACAUGUUGUUUUCUGGCACAAACAUCGCUUCAGGUCGUGCCAUAGGUGUGGUGGUAGCCACGGCCGUCACCACUGAAAUCGGCAAGAUCCGCAAUCAAAUGGCGGCUACCGAGCAGGAGAAGACUCCGCUGCAGCAGAAACUGGACGAGUUCGGCCAGCAGCUUUCAAAGGUCAUCUCCCUGGUCUGCGUGGCCGUGUGGGUCAUCAACAUCGGCCACUUCGGAGACCCCGUCCACGGCGGGUCCUGGGUCAGGGGGGCCAUCUAUUACUUCAAAAUUGCCGUGGCGCUGGCUGUGGCCGCCAUCCCCGAGGGCCUGCCCGCCGUCAUCACCACCUGCUUGGCCCUCGGCACGCGUCGCAUGGCCAAGAAGAACGCCAUCGUCCGCAGCCUGCCCUCGGUGGAGACGCUGGGCUGCACUUCCGUCAUCUGCUCUGACAAGACGGGCACCCUCACCACCAACCAGAUGUCCGUUUGCAGAAUGUUUGUUGCAGAAAAAGUAGAGGAUUCAAGUUGCUUCCUGCACGAGUUCUCAAUAACGGGUUCCACGUACGCCCCUGAGGGACAAAUCCUGAAAGGCAACCGGCCCAUCCAGUGUGGAGACUAUGAUGGACUUCUGGAGUUGGCCACCGUGUGCUCCAUGUGCAAUGACUCGUCUCUGGAUUACAACGAGGCCAAGGGGGUGUAUGAGAAGGUGGGCGAGGCCACAGAGACGGCUCUCACCACCUUGGUGGAGAAGAUGAACGUCUUCAAGACCGAAGUUUCUGGACUCACCAAGGUUGAACGUGCUGGCGCCUGCAACUCGGUGGUCAGACAAUUGAUGAAGAAGGAGUUCACGCUGGAGUUUUCUCGUGACCGCAAGUCCAUGUCCGUCUACUGCACCCCUGUCAAACCGGGAUCCCAGAGCAAGAUGUUUGUCAAGGGAGCCCCUGAAAGUGUGAUUGAGAGGUGCGACUACCUGCGGAUCGGAGCGGGGAGGGUCCCGCUGACGCCAGCCUUGCGUGACCAGCUGAUGUGUAAAAUCAGGGAGUGGGGGACAGGCAGGGACACGCUGCGCUGCCUGGCUCUGGCCACUCACGACGCGCCACCACGCAAGGAAGACAUGGACCUGGAGAAUUCCAGCAAGUUCGCCAAGUAUGAGAUGGGGCUCACGUUCGUGGGCUGUGUGGGCAUGCUCGACCCACCGAGGAAGGAAGUGAUCGGCUCGGUGAAGUUGUGCAACGAGGCCGGUAUCCGGGUUAUCAUGAUCACAGGAGACAACAAAGGCACGGCCGUGGCCAUCUGCAGACGAAUUGGCAUCUUCGGGGAGGACGAGGACGUCACAGGGAAGGCCUACACGGGCCGCGAGUUUGACGAUCUCCCGCAGGAAACGCAGAGAGAAGCCGUCAAGCGGGCGCGGUGCUUUGCCCGUGUCGAGCCAGCUCACAAGUCCAAGAUCGUUGGAUUCCUGCAGUCCUUCGAUGAGAUUACUGCCAUGACAGGAGAUGGUGUGAAUGAUGCCCCCGCCCUGAAGAAAGCAGAGAUCGGUAUUGCCAUGGGUUCUGGCACAGCCGUGGCCAAGUCGGCGUCUGAGAUGGUGCUGUCUGACGAUAACUUCUCCACCAUUGUGGCCGCUGUGGAGGAGGGCAGAGCCAUCUACAACAACAUGAAGCAGUUCAUCAGAUACCUCAUCUCCUCUAAUGUGGGAGAAGUUGUCUGCAUCUUCCUGACAGCCAUCCUGGGUCUCCCUGAGGCUUUGAUUCCCGUCCAGCUGCUGUGGGUUAAUCUGGUGACCGACGGUCUGCCCGCCACGGCCUUGGGCUUCAACCCUCCAGACCUGGACAUCAUGGACAAACCACCCCGCAACCCCAAGGAGCCGCUCAUCUCCGGCUGGCUCUUCUUCAGAUACUUGGCCAUUGGAGGCUAUGUGGGACUUGGAACAGUGAGCGCUGCUACUUGGUGGUACCUGUUUGAUGAAGAUGGCCCACAAGUCUCUUUUUAUCAGCUGAGACACUUCAUGCAGUGCACCGAGAACAACCCCAUGUUCCAGGGAAUAGACUGUGAGGUGUUUGAAUCCCGCUACCCCACCACCAUGGCCCUGUCGGUGCUGGUCACAAUCGAAAUGUUUAACUCACUCAACAGUUUGUCUGAGAACCAGUCCCUGCUGAGAAUGCCUCCUUGGGUCAACAUUUGGCUGCUGGGAGCCAUCAUCCUCUCUCUCUCCCUCCACUUCUUAAUCCUCUAUGUUGAGCCUCUGCCACUGAUCUUCCAGGUGACCCCUUUAAGCUUGAGCCAAUGGAUUGUGGUCUUCAAGAUUUCCAUCCCAGUAAUCCUCCUGGAUGAGGCACUGAAAUAUGUCGCCAGGAACCAUCUAGAAGAUGAUGAAGAGAAGAAAUACCGGAGGAGAUGGCAGCUGAACUAAGACCUCCUCCUCGCCGCACUCACAUUUUUAGACAAAUGCAGCUACACUCUUCCCUUUAUGAGCUACGAACCUUUUUCUCCCCCCCCCCCCUCCACCUCCGUUCUCCACCCCUGCAUGUCCAACAAACCACCACUAGAAACGAGCAGGGCUUGCAAGAAAGAGAGCAUUAGCGCUCCUGCCAGCAUGGCUUCAUACAAACGUGUGCGAGUAGAUGAGCACUCUGUGUCUGAAAGAGAAGCAACUACAGGGGGAAAAAAAAACAGUAACACUCCACCAGGCUUUUUAAACAUUCCUCCUCGUUGUCUAUUUUGGAUUUCAGUAGAAACAUAGCAGUGAGCAAAUACACUUUGGAGAGGGAGGACAGGGUACCGGAGGAUAAAUCUGGGUGGUGAGGGCUGCGUUUCAAAUCAGCACAGAGUCUGGUGUCCACACUUAAAAGAGCCUCAUCAGGAAGGUAGAAGGUGAGACGAGCCGCUUAUCAGGGCGGCAACUCUUGUGUUUGCUCUCGCCACACUACUCCGCUGCAGGAUUCCUCUCCUUUUGCCUGUCCUGCUCUCUCCGUCUCUCUUUCUUGCACUCUGUUCCAGGAGGCAGCUGUGGCCCCCGAGGGUUGUGCUGCUUUCGGGGUUCUUCUUGGGGUAGGGGGGUGUUGAAGGUGUGGAUAGCUUUACGCUGCUUUAGCCGCUUUCCUCGGCUCUUCUUUGAGGAACUGGGUCAGCUCAUGCACACAUUAAAACAAACAACCCCUGCCGAGGCUGAAUUAAUAAAAAACAGCUCUGGAUCCACAUCAGGAUCGGCAAAAUAAGUUAAGUUGAGCUAUUCUGCACUUCCUUUACUGUAAAUCCAUCCGUAUCUUCUUGACUGAUACUGCUCAUAAACGGACAAACCAACCACCAAAACCACAUGACCUCCUUAACAACAAAUGAAAAAAGGCUAAAAGCAACUAAACUAGCAUAUCUGUAGAAUAGUCGGAGGAUCUAGUUGUUAAACAUCUUCCAAACAACUAUAGUCAGUGAAAGGUAAAUGCGAACGAGAUGACGCUCCAUCACGUUCACAAUGCAGAACAGGUGUCUCAUUUACCUUCAAGUCAUUCGCCAAUUUUCUCACCUGGUGCCUGCACAGAGGUGUCUGCAUACAGCUGUACUUGAUACGUUCUCAGUAUAUGAAUCACACGCACAAUGUAGUUAAAGAACGUUAAGAAAAUAAACAGCUUGAAUGUCUCAGUCUCACUUGGUCAUGAGUUUAUAUAUUAAGCACAUUAUUAUACUUCCAGGCCUUAUAAAUCCCACUGCACCUCCACGCGGAAGACGUGGUUCCGUCUUACAAUAUUUUUUUAACCAAGCACAGACUCUCCCUUUCACACCCCGGUACAGAUCAGACAAAUCUCCACCGCUUCCGAUGCUGCGUUUGAUAGGAAUCCCCUCCUGCUUCCUUGUGCUGCUUCGCUCUCUCAGUGCUUUAGAAAUUGACUUCGGUAAUGUUUUAUGAGAACUAAAAAUAUCAUGUAUUUUUGACUGAAUGAACCUGUGAGGUUCAGAUUGUGUCUUUUAAAUCUUAUUGUGAGAUGGGGAUGUGGGGGUAGGGGCUUAUGUUGAGCCCCUGGUUCCCGGAGGACUUGAAGAUUUUCCAUGGAUACAAGUAUCUGCACACUGUGUCAGUCGGUUCUCAGUUUUGAUCGGAGAGAGCUUCAAAGUAUAGUUGCAUUAUAAAAAGCAAAGAAAGGCCAAAUGUUUAAUAGUUUCAGGUUCCCACAUGGGGCUCACAACCACUUUUCUGCUUUGUAGAUUUAAUGGUAAAUUCGGUGGUUAUAUUACAAAUUUGACUGACCUUGGGGCAGAGAAGGGUUGACGCGCUGUGCAGAUCUCCCUUCCUGACUAUUUUCUUGCUUCCAGAUGUUACUGUAACAAGUUAGACUAAUUUUUGUUGUCACACGGAGGCCCGUUCUCGAGUUGGAAGGCCAAUCCAACCUUAAAGCCGUUAGCAACCAGUUUAGUCACUGGACAGUCUGCAGUCACCUGCUUUGUUCGUUUUAACUUAACUAACCAAACUUGCAUGACAUAGCGUUGUGGAUUCCAUAUGCUUCUACCGUCACAUGCUCUCUGGUGGUCAUUUGGGUCCAGAUGAAAGUCAACUAAAUAAGGAAGUAUGUGAUGCAAGUUGAGGGAGUUACAAAAUAACGUUAAUGAGAGACAUCACCAGAUGUAAACGGUGGACAGGUCCUUUAGUUUCAAAAUGUCUCCAGCGAGCAACGGUUUCAUUAAAAGCUCCUGUGUGUCCAGUGAUGCAUUCAGAAUGUGACCCCUCUGUCCAGACCAGCAGACCCAUCUCUCCUCCCAGCUCUGCAGCCUCGGUAACAUGCUGGCACUCUGGCCACCAGGCACUAUAGAUCUGUACAGCCUUGUUAUUUACUACUGACUCCUCAACUAUGUACAGACGGCGACAACAUGACCGCAUGGAACUUUGUUACUGUAACAUUAAUCUAUACAGUAUCUAAUAUUUAAUUUUUUGAUAACGUGCAUCACACCUACCACGGAACUGGGAGCAAAGGUCUAUCCUCUUUGGAACGGAUGCUACCCAAAGAUCUCCCUUUUUGUUUUUGGUUCUUUUCUUUUUUCUUUGUGUUGUUUGUGUACAUGGUUGUUUCUUUUCCUUUACUGUCCUUGUUUGGUUUUUGCAGUUCUUAGGGUUUUUGCAUCUUUUAGGGAAAACAAAAAAAAAACAUAUAUAUAUAUAUAUAUAUAUAUAUAUAUAUAUAUAUAUAUAUAUGAUGAGCUAAUGUGUUAAGCUGACAAGAAUAUUGCUUACAUUAAUCAGUGGCUAUGACAUGGAUCAUUUUAGUGAUAGCUACCUGGUGUGAAAAUGUUCAAGAAAUUGUGAAUGAACCGAAGUUUUAUGACUGUACGUUGAAGGGCUUUGUGAGAUUGCGGGCUGGAGAAAUCCCUGACAAUCGUUGAGGGUCGGAGGUUUAUGAUAUUGUACAAAGCUCCCAGCAUGGUACUUUUAAGUUCUCUGCAGUUUGUAAAAGGAUGAAUUGUGAAGAAACGGCAAGAUUCAAUUCCAUCAGACCGGCGGUUCUCCUUUUUCUCUCUUUCUGACCACAUUAAAAGACAAAAAAAAAAGUGAAGCGUCUCCAGAGUUUCACCUCUAAGACAAAAAGGAUUUUCUGUGUUGCCUUGUUAAUAUUAAAUGUGGACACAUAAUUUUAUAAACAAAGAUGUGGAAAUAAAGAUUAUUUAUCUUGUUAUUUA